AUGACGAAUGUUGUCGGAGAUGACUUGCACGCGCUUAGCGCGCCGCUCUUGGCGCACGAGAGUAGUUCAAAGGCGAGGAGGGAGGAGGGCGUCCUGGAUGUCCCGUCAGUUACAAAUGUUCAUAACAAUCCCCGGGGUCGAUUGGUGGCAGAGCUGCAGAUUGAGACUCUUUCGACGACGUUUGCACGCAUAUUUUUGUAUUCGUGGUACCUCGUUCUUUUCUUGGCGUUGGCUUUCCAGUCGGUGGUUCCGUUGCAGUGGAAAAUGACCAACAUCUGCGGGGACACGCCGGAGAGCCUCUAUCAGCUUGAUACGUGGAGUAGCCCCUGUGUUCAACGCCGUAUGCUGUUAUCCCAUGGUGUUGACGGGCCCAACUUUGCUGUGGGUGGAGAGUUACAUGCUGUUUCCAUGGACGUUUUACAGGAUUUUAUAGUGGGUGAGGAGGCAACGGCAGAAUCGUUGGAGUGUGAUGCCAUAGUGAAUAAUACCCGUCUCCGUCGUCAGUGCAAUCUUCGCUGGGUUGGCAAUGGCCAAGGAAUGUCUUUGGAUGUGAAACUCAACCGUUUCGUGCGUGUCAUUUUGAGCAUGGCCUCUCCAAAAGAUCAGUUACCGGAGGGAAUGGAAUGGAAACGGUAUCCACUUAUGGUGGCCCUCGAAGAGUCGCCACUCUCGCCAGAUGAAGAGACGAGCAGCAGUAGCCGUAUGCCACCUCCGAAGGGUGUCUUUCUUUAUAACACUAGUACAGUGUGCUAUCGCGCCAGCCCGCGCUGCUCUUCCGUGGUGCUUCCACAGACCGUGGCGGUGGCCACGAAAGAGUCGCAAAUUACGCUUACCAUAUUUGACGUGGACGAGGCUCUAGGAAACGUUUCUGCUGCAUCUGCUGUGGGGAUAUUCUUUCAACGAUCUGCAUACACGGUGAGCACUAUUGUGUGCCGCUACGUCUUUCUUUUCUUCUCCAUUCUCCAUCUUAUUCGGUUUAUUUACCGUAAACGGUACUCGAGGACUUUGUAUGAGCAAUACUGGGUGAUGUUUCUGCACCUGGCGCUUUACCUGUACCUUGACCCCUUUUUUGUUGUGGGUAUCUACGCAACUCACAGCACGGCGAUGUAUAAUUUUUUGGAGUUUCGCAUUCCAACCUACUUUGCUGUCUUGCUGAGCUGCUUUAUCUUUGCAUUGAUUACGGCCUCCAUAAACUGGACGGUUUCAGGCAGAGCGACGGCGAGGUUUCGAUCCCUGUCACAGCAUGAUGUAAGAGGGCAAAGUAUUGUGCCGUGCUUCCCUGUGGUGGCCUCUUCACCCCCCUUGGGAACCCCAAGGCCAAUGGCUGGCGUGUCAAGCAUGUUGACAGCACCAUUACAACAGCAAGGUGUUCCCGAAGAGGAACAACACUUGCCAUCAAGGGACAUCUCGCGUCGGGCGUCCUUUGUAGGCUCUGAUGGGGUUCGUCCCAUGGAAGUCUUACAUAGCGCCACUCCGUUGUGGGCGACGAUGUCAAUGACGAACUAUUUUUUGGCGGUGCUUUUUCUUGACAUUGCCCAAUCGUAUUUUGGGGGUUGGGAUUUGGGAACAGAUAUGGCAUGUGUUAGCUUUGCGUGUUUGUAUAUUCGUUACACUCUUUACAGUCUCAUGCUGAUUUUUAUUGUUAUGUGUUGUGUGUUUCUGGUGCAGCUUCAUCGCAGUCUUGGCAGACGCCCGUACUUGGAGACGCGGCCACAGCAGCUGGCAUGUCGUGUGUUUAUUUUUGUCUUUACGACGGCCUUGAUUUACUUUGUUGUGCAGGUGAUUUUGAUUGCGUUUCUCUACCCUCAGAUUCUUGGUAUUGUGGCGUACCAGCCAUUCACGCAGCUCUCUUCGGUGAUUGUAUCGACCUUUUUUGUCAACUAUAUCACGUUUGUCUACACGACCACGGUUGCCUCACGUCGUGUACCGAUACGCCCUGAGAAUCCACAAUGGCGUCAUGUUCGUUGGUCACGCGAGUGGUAUCGCUGGCUCAACCUCCACGGUGGGAUAUUGUACAUCUUUCACAACGAGCGACAGGAGAGAUACUUUAAUUGGCUGCAGAACAGCGGGAAUACGUUCACAAAGGGACAUGGUGGGGAAAGCGAUUUGGCGGGUAAGCGAGAGUGCGGGGAUGCAGAAAAACAGUCUGCACGAGAGUGUGGUGAUGCGAAUGCCUUUGCUGUCUCCUUCGAGCGUGAAGGGGCGGCAUAUUAUCAAACAGCGGCAGCGGGGGGUGAAGGUAAUGACCGGAACUUUUCUCCAGAGAGCAGCGAGAGCGAGAGCGAUGAUAUCUGCAUGGAUUUACUGACGGAGAGUUCGCAUUCUCCCCGAAUCCCGCAGUCCCGGAGUGGGGUGGUAGAGUUUCUAGAGAAGGCCGAGCGCCAAUUGAUUGAUCGACCCGCUAUUUUUAUUGACCACCUCGAGGAAGCUCUGGUAGACCCGCUACAGGCUCUCCUCUUUCGCCGAAGGGGCCGAAUGCCUUUUUUCAAUCUGGAGACCGCCAUCGACUGUCUCAACUUGUCAUGGGAAGCGUACCUGACGACAGAGCGGGUAGAAGAUACGGUGGAGCUUGCAGAGGAGCCCGACACCGGUCUGUUUCAGCGGCUUCAGCGUCGUUAUUUCUGCCGCGGUUCCGCGUUUGGCGGGGAGACUAAUAAUAAUAGUGGCGACGGCGGCGAAAUAGGGGAAGCCAAACAGCGUGACCGCCACAAUUGCAGUACGCAUGACAGCAACGAAUCUGGGAGAGGAAAUUAUACAGGUACCGAGGCUCCCGCCGUGUCUGUGGGGGAAGAGUCAUUGCCUGCUUUAGGGAUGAACACGGAGCAGUACGGGUACAAACAGCUUGCCGUGUUUGAGGUUCGUGAUGUACGGGUGGUUAUUACUGUCAUGGACACGACUCUUUCCUGCCAUCAUCGUAAGCUUCCGCGUCUUGUGAUAGCGUUUCGCGGCACCGACAAUUUUUCUAACGCCCGCGAGGAUUUGCGUUUCCGACAACGCAUUUGGAGAGAAGUUGACACCCUGCGGAAUUGGGGCCUCAAACAGCGUGCUAAAGUGCACACUGGAUUUCUCACCAUGUGGCUUUCACUCAAAGAGGGGGUGCUUCGCACGAUUAAAUCAUACUUGAGUGAACACCGCGAAAAGGUCUGUAGUAUGUUUUGCACGGGGCACAGCCUGGGUGGCGCGCUUGCCUGCCUCUGUGCAUACAGUUUGCAACGCAUGCUACGUCUUAUGGCGUAUCCACUUCUGGAAGUGACUGUUUACACCUAUGGGCAACCGCCAAUUGGCAAUAAGGCCUUUCAGACUGCCUACAACAAGGCCGUUCCACGCACUUUUCGUGUAGUGAAUGAGAGUGACGUGGUAUCCUUUCUUACACUCUUUGGGGGUUGUCAUGUUGGUAUUGAGGUGGACAUUGAUCGCCAUGGCAACUACAUCUGCAAGCCAAUGUUUAUUGAGCGGUGGUUUCGUCCUACGCAGGGCAGGGGGUUUGCCGUUGCAAAUCAUACACUUGCCUCUUAUGCCCAAUCCCUCAAUGCUGUGGCGACGCGGAAUGGUGGGGAUUCCUGCAAACUGCGUUGCCUGGAGCCGUAUGUCAGUGCCACGGAGGUGGUGUCGGGUGCGACCUCACCAGAGCUAGCACAUUCCUCCUCCGUCGUCCGCGUGGAACAGUCUCCGCUUGUUGCCUGA
This is a messenger RNA of Trypanosoma rangeli, 3684 nucleotides long. RefSeq names its product putative lipase domain protein. NCBI's taxonomy places the organism in Eukaryota, Euglenozoa, Kinetoplastea, Trypanosomatida, Trypanosomatidae. The transcript has a single exon. Gene Ontology annotation, biological process: lipid metabolic process. The coding region runs from base 1 to 3684 and encodes 1227 amino acids. The record is from RefSeq and is a predicted model, not a curated record.